GUAGAGGACCUUGUGCAUUGCAAAACAUUUCAUGUUUUAUAUCUCAGGACAAAUUAGCUAGCAACAGCAAGCUAGCUAGCUAAAUUGUAAUGAAUGUUUCAUGCGUUUCAACCUGUCCCCAAAUGAAUAUAGUUGGUUCAGAGUUUGUUUUGAUAUUUCAACCUGUGCUCUCCACCACUUACUCACACUUACUCACCCCCAGCAGCAGUAGCAGGUCACAGUGAAUUAUAUAUAAUUUUUCAGAGAAAUACUAUGGCCGCCAUGGUGCAAUUUAGAAGGAGACCAAAAUCCGCGACGAAUACAUUUUCGCCCGCGGCAUCGUUUUCAAAGUAGCCCAAUUUGGUGGAAAACCUGUGAGCAUGGCAUCAUUGCUUUGAGUUGACAGCCUGCACAUGCACAUUUCUGCGCGAGACGACCGUUAGCCCCGAUGACAUAUUUCUGCACAUUCCCUUAGCUAGCCAACGUCGCCAUGACAUCGCCUACAAUUGUGAACAAGAUUUCUAUAGAAGCAGUUUCUGCCUCCAAUCUUCAUUCUGUACUGUCUUUGACUGAGCUAUAAUAAGAUCGAAAUCAAUCAGGUGGUUGUUCGACGAAACCAACGUCAUUGAUCACGUACUUCUGAUAAAGCGAUUGAGGCAUUGGCACAUUGCUUUGAAGUACAGUGCUUAGCGAUUUUGAUGAUGCCUCGGAGCUCCGGGAUCAAACGUAACAUAUGGGAAUACAAGGUUCAUAUCUUGUCUAACCAAGCUUUACAAUGUAUUUGACACAACGAAAUUAACAAAAUAGCAUGCAAACGUUACUCCACACCGAGUUCAAUCGAAUCGGGCCUGGCUAGCUAUCUCAAGUAUAAGUAGCUAGCUGUGCUCGUUUCACCCACCCGAUGUGGUAUUAGCUGGCAGCAUGCAUAAUGCAAAGGGCCACUGUUAAAUCAACGUGUGGGACACUGAACUAUGCAGCAUGUAUGUCUCCAAAAGGAUCUCCAAUGCCUAUUUUGUCUGUGAAAGAAGGCCCACUUUGACCUCUGCCACAGAGACAUGCCCACACAACUUUGCCGAAAUGCUGCCCACGGAAAUGAGCUUGAAGAUUUUUAGUGAACUGGACAUUGACAGCUUAUGUAGUGCAUUGUUGACCUGCAAACUGUGGCACCACAUCAUUGAAGACAGCGACCACCUCUGGAGGAAUCAUUGCCUGACUGUGCGAGCUUUCUGUCAACAGGAGAUUGAUGGGGACAGACAGUAUGGACUGUCAUGGAAGGUCACCCUGGUGCGGAACUACAGGAGAGGUUUUCUGAAGAGCGAAUGGUUAAGGGGACGAUACAGCAACAUUCAUUCUGCCGAUGAACUACUGGACAGGAACAUGUGCUCAUUGGAUGUCGAGACUUGGGGCGAGAUUCUGGAAGCAGAGCUGGAGAGAUAGAUGCAAAUCCCAUAAAGAGCUAUGAAUGAACCUUUUAGAUUUUCUUUUAUAAUUAUGUCUUAAGCACUUAUUGAUUCGUUUUAUACCUUUUAUACAGUUUUAUGUGAUUAUGGUUAAUAAUCACAAACUUGUAUUUCUUUUUUUGUUAUACAUUAAUAUAUGGUAGGCUAUAUUCCAGGAAAAUAACGAUACCCUUUAAUGAAUUCCUAAAUCAGUGAUACAAUUGGGCCUUCACCACACUGAAUAAAGUGGGCUAUUAAGAUGUUAAUUUGCAUUUACAGUAUAGCACUAAAGUUUAGCACUUUUACUACUUGGCAGUGUUUAUUAGCUAUUUAAACUCCUUUGGUUGACAGUGUGUAUAUGAGUUAUACUGUAUACAAUAAUACUCAUAAUGCACUGUAUCAGAUAUAUGGGGCUGGAGCACUAUAUUUUCUAUUUUAAUUAAUUUUGACAUGACUGUUCAUGUGUUCACUUCAUGUAACAGCCAUGCAUAUUCAUGUGUUACUCACUGUAGGCUAUAUCACCAUACAUUCAUUGAAAGACAUUAUUUUGAUGCACAAACACAUUUGGUGUGGUGCAUAAUAUCUUCAAUAGUCUAAUUCAAUUAUUGCAGAUAGUUUAAAUAUGGCAAUUGACUUUGUCUUUAUAAUUAUGGUACUAUCUGCCACUGUAUCAAAUUAAACGGCAAUGAAACUU
Molecule: messenger RNA, 2112 nt
Organism: Oncorhynchus kisutch (coho salmon)
Lineage: Eukaryota; Metazoa; Chordata; Actinopteri; Salmoniformes; Salmonidae
Product: F-box only protein 48
Exons: 3
Coding region: 958-1416 (152 amino acids)
Biological process (GO): SCF-dependent proteasomal ubiquitin-dependent protein catabolic process
Cellular component (GO): SCF ubiquitin ligase complex; cytoplasm
Molecular function (GO): protein binding
Source: RefSeq, a predicted model, not a curated record